Messenger RNA from Saccostrea echinata, 2197 nucleotides. Its product is annotated as probable flavin-containing monoamine oxidase A. The transcript is spliced from 12 exons. The coding region runs from base 4 to 1620 and encodes 538 amino acids. NCBI's taxonomy places the organism in Eukaryota, Metazoa, Mollusca, Bivalvia, Ostreida, Ostreidae. Gene Ontology annotation, molecular function: oxidoreductase activity. The record is from RefSeq and is a predicted model, not a curated record.
AAAAUGAAAGUAGAUGUUGUUGUGGUGGGUGGGGGUAUAUCGGGACUGACUGCUGCCUAUCAACUUCAUAAAAAGGAUUCAUCUUUACAGAUUGUUGUGCUUGAAGCCAAAGACAGAGUUGGUGGACGAACAUUAACUUUACCAUUAAAAGCAGCAGAUGGAACAGAUAAUUUUGACCUUGGAGGUCAGUGGGUUGGGAGAUGUCAGCCCCACAUUAUGGCCCUGUUGGAGGAGCUGGAACUGUCCACACAUGUCCAGUAUCUGGAGGGGAAGAAGUUUAUGCAGCUGGGAAGUGACAGAAUUAGCAGCUAUAGCUCAGAUAUCCCCUCGCUGUCUCCACUAGCACUGAUUGACCUCCAGAGAUUUAUGUACAAGCUGGAGUGGAUGAGAAAGCAAGUUGAUAUCCGGGAUCCAUACCAGAGUCCGUAUGGAGCUGAGUGGGAUGCCAUGACCAUGGACACAUUUAUCAAUAACCAAAUGUGGACUAAAGGUGCAAAAGAUACCAUUGAGACUGCCAGUCGCUGUAUGUUUGGCAUAGAGUUAUCGCAGAUAUCAGUUUUGUACUACAUUAGUUAUUUGAGUGGUGCUGGCAGUCUGAAAAAUCUUAUAGAGGCCACAGAAUACACAGCGCAGGAGUACAGAAUUAUUGGAGGAGCCCAGCAGAUCAGUCAGAAGUUAGCAGCUUCCCUCCCUCCCUCUUGUGUUCAGCUACAACAACCUGUCAGCAAAAUCAUACAGGGGGAAAAUGGUGGUGUGACUGUGACAACAGAGAAGGGGGAUGUGUACAAUUGUGACAGAUUAGUCCUGGCUAUUCCACCCAACAUGACAAAUAAAAUUCAGUUUGACCCUUUGCUACCUUCAAGCAAAAGAGAACUCAUAAAAAGGAUGCCUGCUGGGAAUCUAAUCAAAGUAAUUGUCACUUACAGAGAGGCAUUCUGGAGGAAAGCUGGUUUAUCAGGAGAAUUUGUAACCAAUGGUGGACCUAGUAUGUCAACUGAAUGUGAUAGGGGUCCACUCUGUAUUGCAUAUGAUGCCACAUCAGCCAGAGGAAAUGCUGCCAUAGUAACAUUUCUGGGAGGGGCACCUGCCAUACAGUGGGGCAAUCAAAAGGAAGAAGACAGGAGAUCCGCAGUGUUAAAAUCCUUGUCAGAUUUCCUAGGACCCGAGGCUCGGAAUUAUCUGGACUAUGUAGAAAAAGACUGGAGUGUAGAGUCCUAUAAUGAAGGCUGUCCUGUAUGUACCGUAGGACCAGGGGCAAUGGCUUACUUUGCUGCAGGACUUAGACUUCCCUUCAAUAGGAUUCAUUUUGCUGGGACAGAAUCGGCCACAGUUUGGUGCGGCUUUAUGAAUGGUGCAGUCCAGUCGGGCCUCAGAGCUGCAAAUGAAGUGCUAUUUCACCUUCGACCUCAGGCUGUGUCUGCACAGGAACUUGCUACAACAGCUUAUGGGCCCUCCAGCGUCCUUCCACGCAUCAAACCAAAGGAAAGCAGGUCAAGGACAAUUGUCAAGGUCACUCUUGGAUUAGGAGCUGUGGUUGCCAUAGUUAUCAUAGGGAAAAGAGUUGCCAGCAGUCUUAAUGAGAAGUUCACAGAGUCAGUUUCAAGAAUCAUUAUUAUGUAACACCUUGCCUUAUUCUUUGUUAAUGUUUAGACUGUGUGAAAUUAUAUUUUUAGUGAGUACUUAGUAAUAACUUUCAAUCUUCCAGGAAGUGCAUAGUAUUUGUAAGAUUUUGGUAUGUGUAUUAAAAAGGUGAUAGGAAUACAUGUAAAAUGUCUCUUGAUUAUGUGCCAAAUUCUUGUUAUAUUGUCCAUUUUUGUAAUUAUAAAAUGACAUGAUAACAUUCCAGCUUUAAUUUUUAUUGAUUAAGGCCAGCUUUAAAAAAAAUGUUUGCUUGCAUGCCUUCUCCCAACUCAGGAUAAAAGAGGUGGGUAGGUAGUUAGGGAAUUUUAUAUAUAUAAUUCAAAAAUACUUGCGAAUAUGAAGAUAAAAUAGUUAUUAAUGGGAUGAAAAAACUUUGGAAUGAAUAAAAAAUUAUUGUUUCCUGGAGGAUAAAAAAAGUUUAGAUUCGGCCAUUUUUAGUCAGUCGGUCGGAAAGGACAAACAAACAAUUUUUUAAAGAUGGUCUAAUCAAGCUUAUUUUUUCUAGGAUAAACAUAAACUGUCAUAGUUGAGAGGUCUUUGAUUAGUUUUUAUUUCA